AUGUAUCAGAAUCACUGGCAGGACAGCGCCUCUACCUCGUCCUCGUCCACCUCUUGGGGCCAGAGUGUGUCCGAUUCGGGCACCCGAUUGGCCUAUCAGGAUGGCCAGCAGCAGCUACAGCCGCAGCAGCACCAGCAGCACCAGCAGCACCAACAUCAGCAGUAUCAGCAGCCUGGCGCGCAGUUCGGGCAACCGGGCCUCUCGUAUGCCGGCAACUACUCCGAGCAGGGGCUCGGUCCGGCGCAGAUCGGCUCCAGCAAUACGCUGAGCGGCGCUUUGAGAAGCAUCGACCCAGCACCUGGUUUCGACGCACCAGGCUCCGACAUGAUGCAGCUCUCCGACGCCUAUCAGCAGCAGCAGCACCAGCACCAGCAGCAGCAGCAGAAGCCGAGGUCGUCGCAGGAGACUCAUCUGCAUACCCAUGGUGUUGGGCCGCAUGCAGCUCACGCAGCCGCUAUGUCCGGCCAGGUACAGCAGGCGCCGUACGAGUACAGCCAGGAGAUCGCCCUCAUGGGCGGUGCAGACGAUUAUCAGCCGGCCGAGGACCCCUCGGCGUUUGCGGCCUUUUCGCAGCCCCAGCUCGACAUGGACGAGGCGGGUCAGAUCGAGUCGGGACUGCGCACCCUGUCAGGUAAUAGCAGCUCGGCCAUUUCACGGUCCAACACCAACGACAUGAACCAGCUCGGGCACCACGAGGGCGCCUACUAUUCGGGCAGCGCCUCUAGCAGCGGUGUCGAGGACCCGUCUUCCCAGCAAGGCUACGUCGCACCUCCAUCCUCGACCGUCCACGAUCCCUUCCAGCAGCAGCAGCAGCAGCAACAAGAACAACGACAAUACCACCAGCAGCAGCAGCAGCAAUACCAGCACCAAGAGCAGCAACAGCAGCAGCAGCAGCAGCAGCAGCAGCAGCAGCAGCACCAUUCAAUGAGCCAGCAGCCCGGGCAGCUGUUCUACAGCAGCGCCGGGCAGCAGCCUGCCGCAACAGAUCCUGGGAACGGUGCCCAGCCGUGGGGGAACCAGCCCCACAUGGCGAUACCUGACGUCGGCACCCAGAACGGCAUGUCCAGCAUCCUCCAGCGGCCCAACAAGCCGUCUGCGCUCAACCUCGACCGGUCGCAGAGCGCCUUCAGCACGGCUGCCGACGGCACGUCGACCGAUAUGGGCCUAGGCGGCUACAAUUCGGGCGUCGCAGGCUACGCGGACCUGCCGCAUUCGGCGGCGAGCCAGGGCAGCAUGCUGACGCCGCAAAACGCCCGCUUCGUGUCGGUGCCGCAGCUGCCGCCUUCGAUGUUUGAGGAUACGCCCUCCGGCAACGCAGCCGACGACGGCGGUGGAGCCGCAGGGCUCAUGCCCGCGUUUGGAUCCGAGGCAGGGUCCUCGACGAGAAGCGGCAGUGGGAUCGGCUCGCUCGCCGGACAGGCGCAGCAGUACGGCGGGCGGAUGGACGACGGCCGCGGCCGUCCGAUGGCCAACAUCAAGAUGGAGGAAGGCGGCGAGGCUGCCGCCCGACCGGGCAGCCAGGGGCUCAAGUCGGUCGCCAGCUUCACCUCGUCGCUGGGAGCCGACUCGGUGGCCACCGACGGCAACGGGCGGCCGCGCUCCGGCUCCAACGGGUACGCCCUCGGCCGACCCACGAUGGCGCUCAACCGCACCGUGAGCAUGGGCAGCGGCGAUGCCAGCUUCAGCCCCGGCGGAGGUGGCGGCGGCGGCGGCCAUCCUGGAUCGCUCACGCAGAGCCGCAGCGUGCAGAACCUGUCCAGCCCGGCGCAGAGCCUGCAUGGCUCCUUGGGCCAGCAAAGCUUUGAUCCGACCUGGGGAGCCGCGGGCCGCCAGCUCUCCUCACUCUCUCAGCAGUUCCAGAGCUCUGCCUUGGCCUCGCCCGCCCAGUCGCAGUACUCGCCGCAGACCUACUUCAGCCAGCCGCCGGCGCCGUCGUCGGAUGUGGCGGCCUACUUUUCGCCGCCGCCGCCGCCGCCUCCCGUCGAGGGCGGCCACCGCUUCGGGUCUAGCGGCAGCCUCGCCUCGGACAGUCUCGAUGCCAGCGGUUUCAGCGAGCAGCGCCUGUCCAACGCCCUCGCCGCCAGCGCGCAGAUCAGCUCGAACCCCACCCCGACCCCGCAGCCGCACGGCCACGGCCACACCAACAACCGCGACGGACACAACACACCGACAAUUAUGGAGGAAGAGGACGAGGCUGGAGGCCUGCCUGCGGACCGCGAGCUGAGCAAGCCAGAGCCGCAGCUGCGCUCGGCGCCCAGCCAGACGCAGCUGGCCCACCUGCAGGCCGCGCAGCAGCAGCACCAGCAGCAGCAGCAGCAGGCGCUGCUGCACCGGUCGCGGUCCGGAGGCCUCGUGGCCAGCCCCAACACGGACACCACGUCGCCCUUCCAGCCGCAGGUGCCGUUCCAGCCCAACAUGCGUCCGAGCCUCUACCAGCAGCUCUCGCUUACCGAGCUAAACCAGGUCCGGCAGCUGCACGGCACCGCGUCCGAGUCGCACAUCGGCGACUGUUCCUCGUUCAUCCAGGACAUCAUCCGACAAUACAUCACCACGACCAGCCGGCUCGGUCUGGGCGAGCGCAACGUCCUCAUCAUGACGACCAAGGUGGCGCAGAAGAGCUACGGCGCCGAGAAGAGGUUCCUCUGCCCGCCCCCGAUGGUGCUCCUGAUCGGUAGCAGCUGGUGGAACGUGUGCGCCGACGCCUCGCGGCCUCCGCCGUUCCAGAUGGGAGGCGCAGGUGCCGGCGAGACGGACCCGGUGCCCACGGUGCUGUCGCCGCCCCGGCUGACGAUCAACAUUAGCGGCGAAGCGGCGAUCCAGGAUGGAGCCUUGGAAUGGGCCUCGAGCAGCGGCAAGCUGAUCGACGUCGGCAACCCUUCGUCGGACAUGGCCAUCUCGGGCCGCUGCAUCGGCAAGCAGCUCUACAUCUCCGACGUCGACGAGAAGCGGCGCCACGUCGAGGCGCUCGUGUCGAUCUCGGUGCCCGGCGCCUCGCCGCUCGACCGUCGGCUGCUGGGCACGUUUGCCAGCAAGCCGAUCAAGGUGAUCAGCAAGCCGAGCAAGAAGCGGCAGAGCUCGCGCAACACUGAGCUCUGCGUCAACCACGGCUCCGUCAUCUCGCUCUUCCACCGCCUCCGCUCCCAGACCGUGUCGACCCGCUACCUGUGCGUCUCGGGCGCGCCGUCGUGGUUCAAGGGGUCCGACAACAUGCCCUUCCUCAACAUGAACCCGCGCGAGAUCAAGGGCCAGGAGACGCCGUCGUGCUUUGUGGCCAAGAUGUCGAGCUGGGACCCCUUUAUCAUCUACCUCGUCGACCCCAAGAAGCGCGCCGACGCCGCCGCGCCCGCCCAGCAGCAGGCGCCGCCGCCGGUCAAGGGCUACCCGCCGCCGCCGCCCAACGCGCUGCCGACGAGCGGCCUGACGAGCUCCCAGAUGACGGUGCACUACAACCAGCCGAUCGUGCUCCAGUGCCUCAACACGGCGGUGGUGAGCCCAGUCAUGGUCAUCCGCAAGGUCGAAAAGGGCACCACGGUCCUCGGCGGCGGCUCGGCCGGCGGACCGGGGCAGUAUGCGCGCGAGGCGUUCGGCGACCCGGUGUCUCAGCUGCACAAGAUUGCGCUCGAGGCGCUCGAGGACCCCGUCGCCGCCGUGCCGCGGCCCAUGGGCGACUCGGGCGAGGCCCUCUCGCCCGGCCAGGGCGGGCCCUUCCUCGCCUGCCUCAACGAGUCGGUCGGCAUGCACCGGCCGAGCGAACCGCGCAGGUGGGUGUCGAACCCGUUCAGCGCCGACGUGGCCAAGCACCUCUCGUCCUUCCCGGCGAGCCCGACGUCGAUGGCGGCCGCCUAUGCCGCCGCGCAGACCCGCUACUCGAUGACGGCCGGUCGCGGCACGUUUCUGUCGCCGGGCGGAUCGGCGCAUCCGCCGCCCAGCAACUCGGCCUCGGCAGCUGCCGCCGCCAAUGCCGCCAUCGAUGCCGCCAAUGCCGCGGCGGCGGCGUCCAACGACGGCGGCAAGGUCAAGCGGCCGCGUCGCGUGUCGUCGUCGGUGGUGAUGCAAAAGGAGCGGGCCGCAUCUGCCAACAGCAAGAAUCGCAAGCGCGGCCAGUCGCUCUCGGUGGUGGGCAUGCAGAACCAGGCGGCCCAGGGCACGGGGGAGCACGAGCUGAUCCGCCGCACGUCGUCCUACUCGAGCUCGCUGGCGUCGGACGCGUCGUCGGCGGCCGGAAGCGUCGCGCCGGGCGCCAUGUGGUCGGUCGACGUGGCCGACUCGGACAUCUGGACCAUUGUCGGCACCGACAUUGCCCGCCACUCGUUUUACGUGCCGCCGCGGAUCGUCGGGGGCUCGCAGCCGACGGCCUCGGUGGCCGACAGCAGCAUCUCGCACCUCAUCACUGUGCCAGCCCCCUCGCAGCCCAUCACGCCCAUCCCGCUGCUCUACAGCGUGGUGCCGCCGCCGGGGCGCCAGGGAGCCGUGGUCAGCGGCGGCGGCGGCGGUGGUGGUGGUGGCAUCGGCAGCGGCAGCGGCAGCAGCGGCACCGGCACCGGCACCGGCACCGGCACCACCAGCAGCGGACCCGCCCCACCGCCGUCGGAGCGGUCGACUGGCAUGGCGACGCUGCUGGGCGAGAACUUCCACCCGAACCUUUUCGUCUACUUUGGAGACUGGAAGAGCGAGGUGGUCGAGGUGCGGUCGCGCGGCACCAUUGUCUGCGCGGCCCCGCCCUCGCUCGAGUACGGCGUGCCGCGGGGCCAGGUGCCGAUCCUGCUGGUGCGCCACGACGGCAUCAUCUUCCCCACCGACCUCCUCUACCAGUGCUGA
Molecule: messenger RNA, 4818 nt
Organism: Pseudozyma flocculosa PF-1
Lineage: Eukaryota; Fungi; Basidiomycota; Ustilaginomycetes; Ustilaginales; Ustilaginaceae
Exons: 5
Coding region: 1-4818 (1605 amino acids)
Biological process (GO): regulation of transcription by RNA polymerase II
Cellular component (GO): nucleus
Molecular function (GO): RNA polymerase II cis-regulatory region sequence-specific DNA binding; DNA-binding transcription activator activity, RNA polymerase II-specific
Source: RefSeq, a predicted model, not a curated record